AUGAAGCUCAAUCUUCUGGUUUUCUGCCUGAUAUCAGGCUUGACUCCGAUCUUCGGCGCUCCGGAAAUGGAGAAAAAGGCUGCUGAUACUUCCCCCGCCGCCAAGAGUAACGGUGAUGUCCUCGCAGAUGGGGUAUGCAGCGGCUAUUACUGCUGCGACCCACGCCCCAACUGCUUCUAUGCUUCAGGCGGUUGUUGGUGUUCCGCCUAA
This is a messenger RNA of Histoplasma mississippiense, 210 nucleotides long. RefSeq lists its product with no specific name. The coding region runs from base 1 to 210 and encodes 69 amino acids. The transcript has 3 exons. The record is from RefSeq and is a predicted model, not a curated record. Lineage: Eukaryota; Fungi; Ascomycota; Eurotiomycetes; Onygenales; Ajellomycetaceae.